Theileria equi strain WA is the source of this 1530-nucleotide messenger RNA. RefSeq lists its product as hypothetical. Bases 1 to 1530 code for a protein of 509 amino acids. The transcript has a single exon. The record is from RefSeq and is a predicted model, not a curated record. Lineage: Eukaryota; Apicomplexa; Aconoidasida; Piroplasmida; Theileriidae.
AUGGAGACUAAUGAACAAGGAACAGAAAUACCAAAUGACUCAAAAAUAAAACAUGAAAAGAUUACGGAUGAACAUAAAAUAAAUGAAAACACCUGUAACCUACGUGUAAAAGGUGUAAUUAAACAGAAUAUCCAAGAGAAGUAUAGUGAAAAUGAAGAUGGAAUAUUUGGUAGGAUGGACUAUUAUAAAAAAAUGUACACUACCUUCGAAGACAGAGUCAAUUCUAUGUGGAAUAGAGGCGAAUUUGGAUCUUCCACAGAGCGACUUCCAGGAACUAGAAAAAGUGUACAUUUUUACAACGAUUUAGACCUAGAGUCAUUCAGAAUUCCACAGAAAAUUACAGUUAAAUCACAUAGGAGCAUGCAAGUUUGCCAUACGGAAAGAUCUACAGGGGCUUUUAGAGAACAGAACACGGUAUCAAAAAUACUAAGGUCCGGCCAAAAACUGUACGCAUUUAAAUUUUGCAAUCCUGGAAUUAAAACACCGCUCUACCUCGAUGUGGGCUCAUUGGAAAGUAUGCAUUGCGGUCUGGUGUAUGCGAGUCGAGAAAUUGGACUUUUCAAAGUCUCAAUUGUACCACCACCAGAAAGUUUUGGAAGCAAAGUCUGGAACUUUUUAGGGUUGAAUGACAAAAAAGAAGGUCUAAUAUCCAGUAUGAUGGGUACAUUUGCCGACUAUACCGGGUUUUCAUGGUCAAACGAGACCAAGGUAGAUGAAAGAAAAACAAAUCUACCAUUUGUGCAACUGAGAUACAUGUAUACUCUGGAUGAUGAACUUGCAAUUGCAGAUAAUACACUUCCAACAAACUGUUAUAUCGCUUCAUUCUUUAACGGGCACUUUGAAAAACUCAUGUGCAUGCAAAAUAUGAGAAAUAUUAAAAAGGAAGAUAUAAGAGGAGACCAUAGGUUUACACUUAUGCUAAAACCUCUACAUUCUGACACCAAAAAGUGUACAAUUGUAAAUUCUAGCACAAAUGAACAACUGUGCAUAGAUACACUUACAAAUGAAUUAAAGUUUGGAAACUCAAAUGCCCCUGGAUCAUAUUCAUAUAUCGUUCCAGCUUGCUUUAAAUUAGUUCCAUUGCAUACGAUUGUAAGUGCAGUAGAACCAAACGUAAAGUGCGAAACAGAAAGAAGAAUUCGCACCCCAACAGUAAAACGCAGUGCAAGAUUUGUCGAUAACUAUGGCAAUUUUUCUCCAAUCACAGCCGCCGCUGGAACACCAGCUCCAUCUCCAAGACCGGAAAACAUAAUGCAGAACGCUUCAGGUAUAAACUCCGGCUCAAAUGAUAUACCUUUUGAGAUGCCACAAAGGAAUUUGAAAGAGCCAAAUUAUACAGACGCAGAAAAGGCAAACAUAGAAGAAAUCUACAUAGGAAAGACAGAAAAGGAUGUACAAAAUUUUGAUAAAUCUCCAAUAUCAAUAUGCAGUAGAACAACUCUGGUUCCAAUGAAGGGAAAUGUAGAAACUUCCAGAGAUGUAAAUGUAAAGAAUUUAAAACUGAGGUUCGAAAGGUGCGCCCAGAAUUAA